AUUAAAACGCAUCAAGUGACCGUGCUAAGUGCUUUAAAACCUUAAAUUCAAAAUUAUAAAUUAUAAACGUACAGUGCCGUACAGUAGUGAAAAAAGUAAUAAUAUAGUACAGCUUUUCAACAAUUUAAGUGACAGAAAAAAUAUAUUUCCAUAAAAAUGCGAUUCACAAGCAACAUGGCGCAACUCAUCGAUGGCAAGAGCAUUGCCCAGGAUAUCCGCAAACAGCUAACCCAGGAGCUUAAGGAGCUCCUGACCACCGGUUGUCCAGUACCGCAUCUAACUGCGGUGAUUGUGGGCGAAGAUGAGGCCAGCAAGAAGUAUGUGGCCAACAAGAUGGUCGCCUGCCGAGAGGUGGGAAUUUCCUGUGAAACCAAGAAACUGCCCGCCUCCACCACGCAGGAGGAACUGCUCGAUGUGAUUGCUAAGCUGAACAAGGAUCCGCAGGUAUCGGGAAUCCUCGUGCAACUGCCAGUGCCGGAUCACAUCAAUGAGCGCACCAUUUGCAAUGCCGUGCAUGUGGACAAGGAUGUGGAUGGAUUCAAUGAGCAGAAUAUGGGACGCUUGGCUCUCGACAUGGACUCUCUAGUCCCAGCCACGCCGCUGGGCGUAAAACGUCUGCUGGAGCAUUUUAACAUCGAGACUUUGGGACGCAAUGCCGUCGUAGUGGGCCGCUCCAAGAACGUCAGUCUACCGAUGGCCAUCCUAUUGAGCUCUGACGGGAGAUAUAACACCAAAGCGUUGGAUGCCACGGUGACCAUCUGCCACCGUCAUACGCCGCCCAAGGAGUUGGCCCGCUACUGUCGCAACGCGGACAUCAUUGUAGUGGCCGUUGGCAAGGUCGGACUUAUCACCAAGGACAUGAUCAAGCCUGGUGCCUGUGUCAUCGAUGUGGGCAUCAAUCGCAUCAAGGACGAGAAGACCGGAACAUUUAAGCUUGUCGGAGAUGUGGAUUUUGAUGAAGUGCGCCAAGUUGCCGGUCAUAUUACUCCGGUUCCCGGCGGUGUUGGGCCCAUGACGGUGGCCAUGCUUCUACACAAUACUCUUAAAGCUAGCAAGAAACAGUUCAGCGACCGCAACUCCUGCUGAGAUUAGUUCCCAUAGUGCCACCGAUGAGGAAGAUCCAGCCUCUCGCCGGGCGAGAAAUAGUAUUUUUUGUAUUUAAUCCGCUAACCUAAAGUAGAGAGUAGAGCUACUGACCAACCGCUAACUUGACGAUUGUGGCGCGCACAUAAUCUUGCAUUUUUUGGUAUAUAAACACAGAUAAUGGAAUCUUG
This is a messenger RNA of Drosophila serrata, 1274 nucleotides long. It is a transcript of the gene Nmdmc, whose product is annotated as NAD-dependent methylenetetrahydrofolate dehydrogenase. Gene Ontology annotation, molecular function: methylenetetrahydrofolate dehydrogenase (NADP+) activity; methenyltetrahydrofolate cyclohydrolase activity; methylenetetrahydrofolate dehydrogenase (NAD+) activity. Gene Ontology annotation, biological process: tetrahydrofolate interconversion. NCBI's taxonomy places the organism in Eukaryota, Metazoa, Arthropoda, Insecta, Diptera, Drosophilidae. Gene Ontology annotation, cellular component: mitochondrion. The record is from RefSeq and is a predicted model, not a curated record.